Messenger RNA from Thunnus maccoyii (southern bluefin tuna), 2836 nucleotides. It is a transcript of the gene muc15, whose product is annotated as mucin 15, cell surface associated. The transcript is spliced from 4 exons. The coding region runs from base 75 to 1190 and encodes 371 amino acids. The record is from RefSeq and is a predicted model, not a curated record. NCBI's taxonomy places the organism in Eukaryota, Metazoa, Chordata, Actinopteri, Scombriformes, Scombridae.
GAGAGAUUUCUUUGCCUGUGCACCUGUUCUCAUCUGAUAUAACCUAAGCAUAAGAGCGAAACCAAAGGGGAGAAAUGGGGCUGCAUUUAAAAAUCACAGCAAGUCUCCUUCUGCUUGUUCAGGCCUUUCACCUGGCAGCGCUCCAAGAUUCAACCGACUCUCCGGGGCGUACAAUUGAUAAAAGUUGGCUCCGUGAUCUUGCCAAAAAUCUUGCCGGAGGUCAAAUCACUGCAGCUGAAGAGGAAAGAGAAAAUGAUCAGGGAGCUGUUACUGAUAUGGAGUCAACUAAUGAUUACAGCAGUGGGAUAGCAUCCGGCUCCAUGGUAAUAUAUAACGAAAGAGAGGAGAAUGAAACCAGUCAAGAGAAGAGUGCAAAUAAAACAUCCGAUGAUCUGGGUGUUGUCAUGACCACCGAGCCUCCCACAUUCCCAAAUGUUACAACCAAACAACCUGAAUUGACUAAUACCACUGCGAGUACAGAUUCCACAAACUCAAGCCAAACUAACAUGACAGAGACCGAAGAGGAAUUUCAUAACUCAACAGCAACUCCUCAAAACGCCACCACUCAUCUGAUUGCACAAAACUCCACCAGCUUUCCAGAUGCUUCCAAUCGCACUGAUUUACAGACGACAACCAUGGCUCCGGAGAGAAACGUUACACAAGAAGUCACGACAAAAUCUGAAGAAGAUACACGUUUAACCAACACAACAAUGAAUGUUACAUCCACAGCAGCACCUGAUAUAAACAAGACAGCCACCAACUCUUCAUCUACAACCGUGUUCCCUUCUGAGACCACAGAAAUUAUCCCCGAGACUCCGACUGCUGCUGCUCCGAACACACCUGAGAAGGCCAACCUGACAGACAAAAAUGCAGCCUCGGGGAGCAACUCAGAAAGAGGUUUGGCAUCAGAUUCCCAAAAGAGUAAAAGGCACGGAGCUUGGGGGGCUGUGCUGGGAGUAGCAGUGGCUGUGGUCUUUGUGGGACUGGUGGCCUACAUCAUCCUGAAAAAGAAACACCAGAAGGGUUUCUCGCACAGGAAACUGGUUGAGGAGUUCCCUUCAGAUCCAGUUCUCAGAUUAGACAACAACGAGCCUUUGGACUUGAACUUUGGUGGUUCAGCCUAUUACAACCCAGGACUCCAAGGAGACAACAUCCAAAUGAACAACUUUCCAGGGCGCCACAGAAACUGAAAAGACUCCAAGACCAAAGUCAUGCACUCCCUUGAAAGAAGGUCUGCCAUUAUGCUUACUGGCAUUUGAUAGACAACAUCUGUUGUGUGGAGUUUUGUAUAUAAGACUGUGUAAAUGUGACAUCUGUUGAUGAAAAAUUACAAAAGAAUUUGUAGGUCUGAUGUCAGCCACCACAAAUUAUACUAAGGUGAGAUUCUGCACUGUGUUGAAUAGAUUUAUUGUGUUAAAAUGAAAGGGAUCACUGAAGGCAAUCUAUCUGAAGUACACUGCAACAGCCAAAAUUAACUGUCAGCCAUUUAUGUUUGUUGCCAAAGUGAAUUAAAUGAAGUCUUUUGUAAUGGAGAAUAUGCUUUGCACUCAAUGAAGGAUGUUUAAAAAUGAAUAUUUGUUAUAAUGUUUUGUUUGAUUUUUAACACCUUUUUUGUCAAAAGUCUUCUAAAGUUAAAAGACAAGCAAAACAAAGAAAUUAGCAUAUAAGCAGACCAGCUAGGAUAAAUAAACCCAAUGUGACUGUUUUACUGCAGCAUAAAUAACACUACACAGCUGGCCCUUUGAGGCCUUUUCAACAAAAUCAGAAGCCAUUGUGAACAAUAACAUUAUCCAUAUCAACAAUAACCUGGUGUGUUGGCUUGUGGGAGGCAAUAAGAAGUUAAAUUUAAACUGUGCGUUCAGCUAUUCCACAGUCACAGCCAGAGUUGGAGAAUUGAACCGUCAAACCAAAGACUUUGAGAGUUUGUUUUUCUACACCAGCAAGGGAGGUGGUGGGAGGCCGGGUGCUGUUUUGUUAUUCAUAGACUGAGGUUUUGGUAUUCAGGAAGGGAGUUGUGUAUUUGGUCUUACGACUACUCAGUAGCAACAACUAUAUCAUCGUAAUAUACUGCUUAAAUCUUCUGACCUCCAGGUGUCCAAACAGAGAUUUGAUUUUUUCGUAGUGACAGUGUGCACCUCAGAGACUUAUAUAGCGUUUACCUGCUGCAUACCUAGAGCAAAAUUAGAGCAUAUCUACUGCUAAAAUUUUUUUUUUUUUAAAUUUAUAUUUUUAUUGUUAUACUCCUGAGUUUGCUUUGACUUUGAGUCACAACCUUCAGCAGGAAAAGUGUACCUUAUGUGACGGAUACAUGUUUGUUGGGCAAGAAGGGAAUAGGCAGGGAUCUUCCUAUUGUGUGUUUUUGUAAUGGAAUCUAACAAUAUUUCUUAAUGAUAAAUUUGGGCUUCCUUUUCUUUAUUACAAGAAAAAAAAACAAAUACGUGACAAAAAUACAUUCAGAUACAUCUUCUCAGUUCCCUCAAUCCUUUCACUCCUCAUUAACUGCCUGCACUCGAUCAAUAUGCUCCCUGAUUAUGAUUGAUAUGUGCCUGCAUGGACCAAACAGCCAACAAUAACUCAGAGAUGUGUGAUUUCUUUGGUGUGGUUGGAUGGUUCGACAGCAGGCAGGGCAGGUCUGAUUCCUUCCUUGCUCUAAUUUCAGACAUCAAUCAGUGCAAGGGGCGUUUUGUCUGACUGAGAGAUAGGAGUUAUGUGUCUCAGUGUUAACGAAUCGCAGUGAUUACUGCAGUAAUAAUGCAGGGCAGACGGAUAAUGGGAGACUUCUACAUUGGUUAGAAAUGCUUGUAAAAUGUAAUGAAACUUGAUGAUGCCUUAAUAA